UUGAGUUUAACAUGUUAACUACUUUAGUUCAUUACAUACUCUAAAACUAAAUGCUUUGGUUUUAUAAUGUUGUGAACACAAAAACUAAAUUAAAAUUGUGGCUUGGUCAAUGAGUGUCUAAAUAUCGGUUUUCAAACAAAUGGCAAAUAGUUAGCUUACAACUAUGGAGAAAACAGAUACUAAGACAAAGGUGGAAGAUGUUUAUAAUCCAUUUCAACAUCGACAAGUACAGAAACCCAACUCCGAUUUCAGAUCCCUGGCUAAUCUUAUUAAGUCGUCAUUAGGAUCAGGAAUUUUGGCAAUACCACUUGCCUUCGCCAACGCAGGAUGGGCAGUGGGUCUAGUGGGCACAAUCGUUAUCACUUUCAUAUGUGGACAUUGUGUACAUAUCUUUGUAGAAACAUCAAGAGCGUGCUGUCGUAUAGAAAGGAAACCAUUACUAGGCUACGCAGAAACCUGCAAAGCCGCAUUUGCAAACGGUCCAAAGCCUACCAGAAAAUUUGCAAAUGCCGCCAGGUAUACACAUAUGUAAACAAUAUUAAUAAAUUAAUAU
Diatraea saccharalis (sugarcane borer) is the source of this 553-nucleotide messenger RNA. Lineage: Eukaryota; Metazoa; Arthropoda; Insecta; Lepidoptera; Crambidae. The record is from the annotation of a GenBank genome assembly.